AAGGAGUCUCCGGCCGCCUGCUGCUACACUGCGCUGAAGUCGAGCGAGGAGGGUCGUCCACGGAGGGAAUUCAGUGGAGUGUUCACAAGACGUCCUUUGGAGAACGUGUACAGAAUGGCUAAGGCCCCAGCUAUUGGCAUCGACUUGGGCACCACCUACUCUUGUGUGGGUGUGUUCCAGCAUGGCAAGGUGGAGAUCAUUGCCAAUGACCAAGGAAACAGGACCACACCAUCAUAUGUGGCAUUCACAGAUACUGAGAGGCUCAUUGGUGAUGCUGCAAAGAACCAGGUUGCCAUGAACCCCAGCAACACAGUGUUUGAUGCCAAGCGGCUGAUCGGCCGUCGGUUCGACGAUGCCGGGGUUCAGUCGGACAUGAAGCAUUGGCCCUUUACCGUCAUCAGCGAGAGUGGCAAGCCCAAGAUCAAGGUCGAGUACAAGUGCGAGCAGAAGGUGUUCGCGCCCGAGGAGAUCAGCUCGAUGGUGCUCACCAAGAUGAAGGAGACGGCUGAGGCCUACCUGGGCAAGACAGUGACGGACGCCGUCGUGACCGUGCCAGCCUACUUCAACGACUCGCAGCGGCAGGCGACGAAGGACGCUGGCGCGAUCGCCGGCCUGAACGUGCUCCGGAUCAUCAACGAGCCGACAGCGGCCGCCAUCGCCUACGGCCUGGACAAGAAGGUCGGCGGCGAGCGCAACGUCCUCAUCUUCGACCUGGGCGGCGGCACGUUCGACGUGUCGAUCCUGACCAUCGAGGAUGGCAUCUUCGAGGUCAAGUCCACCGCCGGCGACACGCAUCUGGGCGGCGAGGACUUCGACAACCGCAUGGUCAACUUCUUUGUGCAGGAGUUCAAGAGGAAGCACAAGAAGGACCUGUCGACCAACAAGCGCGCGCUGCGUCGGCUUCGCACGGCCUGCGAGCGGGCCAAGCGCACGCUCUCGUCGUCCUCGCAGGCGUCCAUCGAGAUUGACAGCCUGAUGGAGGGCAUCGACUUCUAUACGUCCAUCACCCGCGCCAGGUUCGAGGAGAUGAACGCCGACUUGUUCCGCGGCACACUGGAGCCGGUGGAGAAGUCGCUGCGCGACGCUAAGAUGGACAAGGGCUCCAUCCACGACAUCGUGCUGGUCGGCGGCUCGACUCGCAUCCCUAAGAUCCAGAAGCUGCUGCAGGACUUCUUCAAUGGUAAGGAGCUCAACAAGUCCAUCAACCCGGACGAGGCGGUGGCGUACGGCGCAGCUGUGCAGGCGGCUAUCCUGCACGGUGACAAGUCGGAGGAGGUGCAGGACCUGCUGCUGCUCGACGUGACGCCCCUGUCGCUUGGAAUUGAGACGGCCGGCGGCGUGAUGACCGCGCUCAUCAAGCGCAACACAACGAUCCCGACUAAGCAGACGCAGACGUUCACCACCUACUCGGACAACCAGCCAGGCGUGCUGAUCCAGGUGUACGAGGGCGAGCGCGCCAUGACCAAGGACAACAAUCUGCUCGGCAAGUUCGAGCUGACCGGCAUCCCGCCGGCGCCGCGCGGCGUGCCCCAGAUCGAGGUCACCUUCGACAUCGACGCCAACGGCAUCAUGAACGUCUCGGCCGCCGACAAGUCAACCGGCAAGGCCAGCAACAUCACAAUCACCAACGACAAGGGCCGCCUCACCAAGGAGGAGAUUGAGCGCAUGGUGAACGAGGCUGAGUCCUUCAAGCAGGAGGACGAUGCACAGCGCGAGAAGAUCGCCGCCAAGAACGCGCUUGAGUCGUACUGCUUCAACAUGAAGUCGACGGUCGAGGAUGACAAGGUCAAAGACAAGAUUUCGGACGCCGACAAGACGGCGAUCGUCGACAAGUGCAACGACACCAUCAAGUGGCUGGACGCCAACCAGCUGGCGGAGAAGGAUGAAUUUGAGCACAAGCAGAAGGAGCUGGAGCAGAUUUGCAACCCCGUCAUCAGCAAGCUGUACCAGGGCGACGGCGCUCCGCCUGGCGGCGCGCCCAAGGGUGCCGCCCCGGGCGCCGGUGGGGCUGGCGGCUCGGGCGGCGGCCCGACCAUUGAGGAGGUCGACUAAGCGCAGGCGCCACCCCGUACGGCUUUCGACAGUUUGGCUCGCAGCUGUGGGAGCUCGAUUCUAUUCGCUUUCAUUGAGGCAAUGAUUCGUGUGAUAGCAAGGCGUUGCGUUGUGAUUGGCUGCUAUGCUUAGUCGGGACGGAUAAAUGGUGUUACCUGCUAUACGGAAUUAUAUGUGUAGCGAUUCCAUGCUUUACCUGAUUUCAGUUGUACCUUGAAGUUGUCCGAUGCUUUUUUGUGUACUGUGCGAAAUAAAUCACUUAUGUACCUUA
Pollicipes pollicipes is the source of this 2323-nucleotide messenger RNA. RefSeq names its product heat shock 70 kDa protein cognate 4. The record is from RefSeq and is a predicted model, not a curated record. Lineage: Eukaryota; Metazoa; Arthropoda; Thecostraca; Pollicipedomorpha; Pollicipedidae. Gene Ontology annotation, molecular function: ATP-dependent protein folding chaperone; ATP binding. The transcript has 3 exons. The coding region runs from base 115 to 2052 and encodes 645 amino acids.